Molecule: messenger RNA, 2349 nt
Organism: Oxyura jamaicensis (ruddy duck)
Lineage: Eukaryota; Metazoa; Chordata; Aves; Anseriformes; Anatidae
Gene: ERICH1
Product: glutamate rich 1
Exons: 6
Coding region: 772-1830 (352 amino acids)
Source: RefSeq, a predicted model, not a curated record
AAACAUCACCAAAGUACAUGCAAGGAGAUGGCAGGAAGAUGAAGCUUUUUUAUCCAGGACUGGUGGUUCAAGGAUGUCCCACCUCGGUGAAGAUGAUUCCUUAGGUGUGGAGGAAAGCCACUUACUGAAGAGACUUAUCUGAUCAUAGCACACUUUUCUGUAAGCUGCAAUCUCCAUGCAGGAUUACUUCAACAAUCUGCACCAAGUCACUUAUAUGGUGCCUCUACACUUUCUGUUAAACUUAAAAUUGGAAUCAAGAUUACAUAUUUUCCUCCAAAUCUCUAUUCCCUCCUACUCACCUCCCCCCCAUCCUGCAAUAUCUGGUUGACCAUGUAGAAUUUAUGAAACAAAGGAUGUUUUGCAAUAGACAAACGUUUUUAAUGGCACUUUAUAAUUUUAUAUAACAUGUUUCAGUCAAUUGAAGCAACAUGCAUGCAUUCAUAUAAAGAUGAUAAUUUUGUUCAUGACUAGAUUAUUUACAUAUAUAUCCUUUUUUUUUUUUUUUUUACUCAAAUGCAAGCAUCAUUUGAUUAAGUAGUAGCAGAUUGCAGGUGUCAUGAGAAGGUGGCCCAUAAGAGGAAGAGGCGUAUAAGAAUACUGCUACUUCUGUGGAAAUAAUUGGGUUACCAUGUGUUCUGCUACUGUCUAAUUUUAGUUAUUUCAUGUGAUUAGACAGUUGUAGCUUACUGAUUUUAAUGAGCGAUUGAAUUGCAGUGCCUCUACCAGAAGAGACCUGCGUUUCUAGCAGCCUUGUGAUACUUGUGUAGGAAGAUGCUUGUUUUUAAAAGAAAUUUAAAAAUUAAUGUGUGUUUAGCCUGCAAAUGUACCAUGCUAAUUUGUUGCCAAAAUCUAGUCAAAGUGUUCAUAAGGAAUGUACUGAAACGGCUCUAUCCUGAAACUUCAUCAUCCCUUGUGCAUACUUCGAGUGGAAAAGAGGAGGUGGUUCUCAGAAAUCCGGGCUCAAAAUCCAGAGAGAAGGACUUGGAAAAUGUUCAGACUCUGUCAGCAGGUGCUAGUACAUCAAGUGAUGCACCCAGCAAAUCAUCUCAAGGUAGUGACAAUACAGUUCUGCCUCCAAGGAGAAUGUACACAGUGAAUCUUCCUCCUGAGGGUUAUGUUGCAGUUACUCAAGAUACUAAUAGUAUUUCAGUUUCUGAAAACUCAGAGGAUAGUGCUGAGUCUACAGAGGAGUAUCAAGGACAAACCAAGAGAAAACGCGUUCGAAGGAAGAAACAAAAGAACAGUUUGCAAAACUCUAAUAAUCUACAUGGAGAACAAACAGAAGCUGGAAUGCAAGAGACUCUUGUUCAAGAUAAUUUACAGCUGCAACAGACAGACAGCCCCAAAAUAAGCAAAAACAAAAAGAGGAAAAUGAAAAAGAAGCGACAGAAAGAAAAAAUGAGAGCAGCUGGCUUGCUAACAAAAAAUACUGGUGUGGAUUUUACAUAUCAGCCUGACAAAAACAACAGAGAAGGAGCAGCAGACUUAAAAGACAUAGAUGAAAAGGCGGAUAGCAUCCUGGAUUUCUUGCAGGCAACACAACAAAUUUAUUUUGCUGACAAUAAAUCAGAAUGCACAGAUUCUGCUGUAAAUUCAGCAACUACCCAAGAACUUUUACAACAUCUUGAAUCUCGCAACAUAUCUUCCUCAGAUGUGACCCUGCUACAUCAGCUGAAAUCCUUUGUAUUGCUACAGGAUAUUGACAGACUGAAGGACGCUUUGAAACAAUUCCAAGAACAUUCCAUGAUGUCUCCCAAUCAUACCAAGAUAGUCAUUACUCUGUUUCACUACUGGAUUACAGAUAUCCUUCCUGUGAGGAACAGGAAAUGAAGCCUUGCCUGCGUCCAUAUGUGCAGGGUUAAAAUUUAAUAUACAAGCUCUUAACCAAAUAGCAAUUAUUCAGGAAGAGCAGUGUCAAUAUACGUUCUACACCUUCAGGUAAAUUAAUUAUUUUUUGUUGUUAAAAACUCCCGAAGACAAUAAACAGGGUACAACUACAUAUAAUUUUUGUUCUUAGUCAAGAAUUAUACAUACGCUGUAUGGCCUGAAUCUUCAGCUGGAUGAGUAUGUAUAUUUCACUUUGGGAUAUGGGCCAUAUCUAAAAUGAUUAAGUUUGUAUCAAGUAUUUUGUUUAAGAGGUAUAGUAAUUUUUUUAUGUUUAUUAAUUGAUAGUUCCUUUCUGGAAGUUUUGUAUCUUGUCUUUUCUUGUUUAUGUGCAAUAUAUAUCUGUCUACCUGAAACACAGAAAUAUUGUAUUUUUAUAUGUAUUUUUAUAUUUGUUAAAUUUAAGCAAAAAUGCAUCUGAGGACUGUAUUUUUGCUGAAUAAACUGAUAAAUUAUGGAAGUCGA